GAAGAGUCGAUUGCUCGUUCUGGGAGGCUGCUUGCUGUUGACCGACACCACGAGAAAGACAGGCAUGUGCACUGUGCGGCCACCGGAGCCCCGCGUUUCGCGUUUUUUACGGGAGAGAAGAACGCAGGAGAAAGCGAGAGACGCGGCUUUUUCUCGAAGUUUUUCUUCUCGCAGCGAGGCUUGUCUCCUCGCGCGGAGCUCUCCUGUUUCUCUCUCUUCGUGUCUCUGCUUCCCUUCGUUUUCGCGCGCGACUUCGCCCGCUGCGCUGGCAGUCCCUAGCGUCCUCCCGCCAAGUACCACGCUGUUUCUCGCUUUCGCCUGCUUCGCCUUCAUUUCGUCUGUUCCGCGCUUCUUCCGGCUGACAUUUCAGAUGGAGGUCGAAGCCGGCGGUUGCCGCUUCAGUCAAGCUUCUUCCUCUGUCUCGACUGCUGCUCCGUCUGUCCUCCCUCCCUCCCUCCCAACCCAGGGAGGCAGAGAAAGCAGCCGGGACAGAGGAAGAAGCUUGACUGCUGGAACGAGGACUUCUUCGGUGCUCUGCGGGCUGUACAGACAGCGUGUGUGCCACUGGCUUCUGCCGAGUCGCUUGGAGCGCGAGAGAGGUUCCCGAACUUGAAAAAUACAUCGACUCCCCCUUCUCUGUUCACUUCUUUCUUUCGACUUCGCCGCGAAGCCCAGGAACAGACUGGAGACGGAGUGGCAACGAAAAAAAAGGAGGCAUUUCUGCUGCAUGCGAGCGCAGAAGGAGCCUCGCGAGGAAGAAGCGAAACGAACGCAUGAAGAUGGCGUAGCAGGAUGGCGGGAUUCGUCUCUGAGGCUCCGAAGCAGCUGCUUCUUCAGCUCGUCCUUCUUCUCGCUCUCCUGCCUCCACAGCCGCUGCGUCUCGCGGGGGGUCUCUCUCUGCCCGCGCCCAUCUCGUCCAUGCGUCGUUUCUCUCGCACUCCUUGGCGGAGACACGGCGAAGUGAGCGCGGCGCUUCUGGGCUCCAGUGUCUCCUGCCUCGCUGCCCGAGCGGGGGCAGCUCCUCUCCAGGACUUCUCUUGGAGCAAACAGAGACGGAAGGAAGACCAAAAGGGAGGCAGAGCAAGAGGAGCAAGAGGAGCAAGAGGGCGAGAGAGAGAAGAGAGAAGCGCUUCCCUCUCAGGUAUCUCCCCGCCUGUCAGAGAGGGGAACUCCGGAGGCUUGUCGCUUUCGGCGGCAGACGGAAACAUGCUGUGGAGAGGAGAAUACGGGAGAGAACAACAGGGCAGGAAUCGCCGGCGCCGGAAGGAGAGGUUCAGUGAGAGGAAGGCCAUCUCUUCUCCCUUUCGCCCGUGGCAAUGGCCUCCCUCUUGGGGUAUCGGAGAGGGAGACGAAGCUGAUCCGAGGAGGCGGCCAGCUCUCCCCAGAGCGAUGGCACUGAGAGACGAAGCUGCGUUUCUCUCAUGUGGUUGUACACCGUGUUACCGACGUCCUUGUAUUUCGACUCUCUGCAGAGCCGCUUUCUCGCCCUGCUCGCUGUCUCCUUUGUCAAGUCUUCUCAAGCCCAGUGCAUCGUCAUUGCCUCGGUCGACUUCUCAGUCCCUGCCGUCAUCCGUUGUUUCCGACUUCUCUCUUUCUCGGCCUCUUCCUCGCUCCUCCUCGCCUCUGCCGUCGAUCCGCCAAGGUGCGCUGUCCCCCUGCGGAGUUCUGGAAGGUGUCUCAAGUUGCUCGAAGACUCUUCGUUGGCCAUCUCCUCCUCGUCGCAGGCCGUCAGACGCUUCAUCCGUCUCUCCUCGACUGCGUCUACAUGCGUCGCCCGCGUCUCUCUCUUUCGCGUUGUCGUCGCUUCCAUUUUGUCUCUCUUCCACUGUCUCUCUUCGUCCUCCUUUGCCUCUCUGCUCUUCAGGCUCCUGUUCGUCGUUGUCUCCCUCUUCUUCCUCACCUCCUUUUUUGGCGCCGUCUAACUCUCCCUUCCUUUCUUCUUCUUCUUCUUCUCCUUCUUCUUCUUCUUCCGCUCGUUCUGUUUCGUCUUUCUUCUCGGAUUCGCCCCGCUGUGCUUCGUUUCCCUCUUCUUCUUUCUCGGCUUCUUCGUCUACGUCGUCGCGUCUGAACGCGACUCACCAAGACUUGCCAGGACUGGCGCCUCCUGCGAGCGACACAGCGUCUUCUCCCGCGACUGCUGAGCCUGCGUUUCUCUCGGUCGAGGUGGACAACUUCGAGCCUUCUCCGGAGUAUCGCCCGCCGCGCUUGCCUCUGCCGAUGCAGACCGUCCAACCACAUGCGUCCGCGCUCCGUCUCGCGCGAGCUGAGGCGCGUUUCCAGCGCCUGUCGCCGAUCAAGACGCGCCGAGUGCUGGCGGAGAUCAAAGGCAUGUCCCUGGGCCGGGCGCUGGCGCAUCUGGCGACGUCUCCGCGUCGCCCCGCGUUCCAGGUGUUCAAGACCAUUCAGUCUGCGUUGGCGAACGCGAUCCACGCCUACGGUGCGCAGACACUCCAGCCGCGCAUCCAGUCCAUCACCGCCCAAAACGGCCCAGUCAUGAAGCGGCCUUUCUUCAGAGCUCGAGGCCGGAUGGACAUUCGCAGACGCCCAACCACCCACAUUCGCGUCGUCCUGCAAGUGUGAAGAGCCGCGGAACCGGGGGAGAGGAGGACGAGUCGAGGCAAGGAAGGAGAAGCACGCGACUGCCGCAAGCGGCUUCCGACUUUGGAAAAGAAGCAAGUCCGAGGGCGGAGACAGUGGAGAAAGAGAGAGAAACGGGGAGGAAGGGGAAGUAUGAAGUGGACGAUGCACAGGUCAAGCGCGACGGGUGUAUAGGCGGAGGAGAAGGGAGGAGAGACGCUGAAUUCUAGUGAAUGUUCAAAUACCGAGACAAACAAAUCCCUGGCCGAGAAAAUACAACACUCCCCACAGUAGGAUGCCGAAAAGGAGAUAACGAAGAGACAAACAGGUCGAACAGAGAGGAGCGGCUGGAAGUCCCUGACUGCCGCAAGUGGGUCCGCCUGAGAGGAGGCCAGUGUCGGACUCGAGGUGUGUUUCUUCAGAACUCUUUGCUUCUGCGAAUUGUACAGACGCAGAGACAUGCGAGAACUGUCAGCGACUUUGUCUACACUUGUCGAAACGGUGUUUCAAGAGAUGUUCAAACAGUCUUCACUCUUGUCCGGCUCCUGUGUCUGGGCGUUUGGCGGAGUCGCCGCGGCCCCGAUGGGGCGCGAGUCGCUUUGCCUUUGCUCGCGGGCCGUGAACAACGAAGCGAAGGGAGGAAACAGCCAUUCUGUCUCUCGAGCCAGACGCGAACUGCGCGAACUCGCGAUCCCCUUUCUUCUGCAGAGCGCUGUCCUCGCCUAGGCACUAAAGUGGAGACACAUGCGUUUCUGGGGCGCUGCAGAGGUCCAGUCGCGACAUCCCUGCUGGAUUGCUGCAAGUUCUUCUAUCAAAGCCACUGACAGCUCGGAGCUCAGACAGUCGGCCCGGAGGCCCACGGGAGUCCCUCAGAACCAGAGACGAACUUUGCGGCUUCGAGCGAGUGCCGACAAACGAAUUUGCUCAGUGGACGCUCGACGGAUCUUUCUCAAAGUCGACAACGUCUCACACUCUAGGCUUUAUUGAUUUACUCGACUCACUCUUCGAGAAAACGCGGAAUCGUUUGGUCAUAUUUCUGAAGGGCGUGCAUUGACGGACACACACAGAAGGCCCAGCGUCUUCUCGUUUGACGGCAGUACUCAAGUGCUGUGUCACCCUCUGCUUGAGUCACCGUAAAAAAUAAACAACCGUUUCAGAAGGCCCUCCUCAGACAGCGCCGAGGAUGGUUUGCUUUUCGCGUCUUUUUGCUGGACGGCUUUACAUUAAUUUUAAUUUCCAGACCCGUUCACAUCGAUUUGUCGUUCCAUGCAUCC
Messenger RNA from Toxoplasma gondii ME49, 3851 nucleotides. It is a transcript of the gene RPL22, whose product is annotated as ribosomal protein RPL22. Gene Ontology annotation, biological process: translation; ribosome assembly. NCBI's taxonomy places the organism in Eukaryota, Apicomplexa, Conoidasida, Eucoccidiorida, Sarcocystidae. The record is from RefSeq and is a predicted model, not a curated record. Bases 793 to 2580 code for a protein of 595 amino acids. Gene Ontology annotation, cellular component: large ribosomal subunit; ribosome. The transcript has a single exon. Gene Ontology annotation, molecular function: structural constituent of ribosome.